AACAACUGUAUCUGCGGCAGCCUGGCAGGCUAUCUUUUACUUUAGGAUAUUAUUAUUGUGAUAAAGAAAACGUGCAAUUAUAAACACAGCCAAAAUGGUCGAUAAGUUUAUAGGAACGUGGAAAAUGGUUGACAGUGAAAAUUUCGAUGAUUAUAUGAAAGCUUUGGGUGUCGGUUUUGCUACCAGGCAGAUGGGUAACAUGGCGAAACCCAGCCUGAUCUUUAGUGUAGAAGGCGACAUUCUUUGUAUGAAAUCACAAAGCACCUUUAAGACCUCAGAGGUCAAAUUCAAAUUGGGUGAGGAGUUCGAUGAAACGACAGCCGACGACAGAAAAACAAAGACUACAAUUACAUUGGAAAACAACAAACUGAUGCAUAAACAAUCGUGGGAUGGCAAACAGACAACAUUGGAAAGAGAAGUGAAAGAUGGAAAAUUAGUAGCGAGAUGCAUCAUGGGCAAUGUUGUUGCCACAAGGACCUAUGAGAAAGAAGCCUAAUGAUUCAGUCUUCUGAGAGGGCUGGAUUUUGAAGACACCAGGCUCAGUUGAAUGAGCAAAAGGCCAAAAUGCUGCUUGUUUCCUCCUUGUUUUUGUAACACCAAAGCAAAUAUCAAAUUGACAGUUUUGAGAAGUGAUUCAUUCAGUAUUACCUGCUCUGCUUCUUAAAUAAAACUCUGUUGACUGCA
Molecule: messenger RNA, 684 nt
Organism: Acipenser ruthenus (sterlet)
Lineage: Eukaryota; Metazoa; Chordata; Actinopteri; Acipenseriformes; Acipenseridae
Gene: fabp4a
Product: fatty acid binding protein 4a
Exons: 4
Coding region: 95-496 (133 amino acids)
Biological process (GO): fatty acid transport
Cellular component (GO): cytosol; nucleus
Molecular function (GO): fatty acid binding
Source: RefSeq, a predicted model, not a curated record